Molecule: messenger RNA, 467 nt
Organism: Caenorhabditis elegans
Lineage: Eukaryota; Metazoa; Nematoda; Chromadorea; Rhabditida; Rhabditidae
Gene: mai-2
Product: ATPase inhibitor mai-2, mitochondrial
Exons: 2
Coding region: 2-331 (109 amino acids)
Cellular component (GO): mitochondrion; cytoplasm
Molecular function (GO): ATPase inhibitor activity
Source: RefSeq, marked reviewed
AAUGCUCAGCGUUUCAAGAGCCGCCACUCGCAUGACCGGAAUGGUCGCCCGCUUCUCCGCCGGAGGACACGGAGACGGAGCCGGACGCGGAGGAGGCUCCGGUGGAUCGAUCCGCGACGCCGGAGGUGCGUUCGGAAAGAUGGAGGCCGCCCGCGAGGACGAGUACUUCUACAAGAAGCAGAAGGCUCAACUUCAGGAACUCCGCGAGCACAUCCAGGAGGAGGUCAAGCAUCACGAGGGACAACUCGAGAAUCACAAGAAGGUGCUCGAACGCCAUCAACAACGCAUUUCGGAGAUCGAAGCCCAGGAGCGUGCCCUCGGAAAGGAAUAAUUUGCAGUACAAGAACGCGAGCUAGUCGUCUUCUGAAAUUUUCUUCAUUUUUUCCCUUCUCUCUCUAUUUUCGCCACGUGUUUUCCUUUUUUUCUCGUUUUCUCCCUUCGUUUUCCUGUAAUAAAUUAUAGUUUUU